This is a messenger RNA of Emericellopsis cladophorae, 2580 nucleotides long. RefSeq lists its product as uncharacterized. The coding region runs from base 1 to 2580 and encodes 859 amino acids. Gene Ontology annotation, biological process: proton transmembrane transport; vacuolar acidification. Gene Ontology annotation, molecular function: proton-transporting ATPase activity, rotational mechanism; ATPase binding. NCBI's taxonomy places the organism in Eukaryota, Fungi, Ascomycota, Sordariomycetes, Hypocreales, Bionectriaceae. The record is from RefSeq and is a predicted model, not a curated record. Gene Ontology annotation, cellular component: vacuolar proton-transporting V-type ATPase complex; fungal-type vacuole membrane; vacuolar proton-transporting V-type ATPase, V0 domain. The transcript has 5 exons.
AUGGCUCCGCGACAAGACACCCCGUUCCGCUCGGCGGACAUGAGCAUGGUCCAGCUCUAUGUCUCCAACGAGAUUGGCCGGGAAGUCGUUACAGCUCUCGGCGAGCUAGGUCUCUGCCAGUUUCGCGACCUCAACGAGGAUGUCAGCGCCUUCCAAAGAACUUAUACUCAAGAAAUCCGACGUCUUGACAAUGUUGAACGACAGCUGCGCUACUUUUACUCUCAAAUGGAAAAGACUGGGAUCACGCUUAGGAAGCUGGACCUCGAUGUUGACCGACUUGCCUCGCCUUCUACGACCGAAAUCGACGAGCUCUCUGAACGCAGCGAGAAACUCGAGCAGCGCAUUUCUGCGUUGAACGACAGUUACGAGACCCUCAAGAAGCGCGAAGGCGACUUGACCGAGUGGCGAUGGGUCCUCCGUGAAGCCGGUAGCUUUUUCGAUCGCGCUCAUGGCAGCGUUGAAGAGAUUCGUGCCUCGAACGACAAUGAUGAUGCUCCCCUGUUGUCCGACGUGGAGCAGAACCAGGGCGCCCCUGAUGCCGAGCGCUCGUUCUCUGGUAUGAACAUUGGGUUUGUGGCUGGUGUCAUCAACCGUGACCGCAUUGGGUCUUUCGAACGUAUCCUCUGGCGUACACUGCGCGGUAACUUGUAUAUGAACCAGUCGGAGAUCCCUGAGCCUCUGGUCGAUCCCGCCAAUAACGAGUCAAUCAACAAGAACGUGUUCGUCAUCUUUGCCCACGGAAAGGAGAUCCUCGCCAAGAUCCGCAAGAUUUCCGAGUCCAUGGGCGCCGAUGUCUACAGCGUGGACGAAAACAGUGAUCUGCGCCGCGAUCAGAUCCACGAAGUCAACAGCCGACUGGAGGAUGUGCAGAAUGUCUUGCGCAACACCCAGGCCACCCUUCAGGCUGAGCUCAACCAGAUCUCGCAGUCGCUCUCGGCCUGGAUGGUCCUGAUCUCCAAGGAGAAGGCUGUGUAUAACACACUCAACAACUUUUCCUAUGAUCGUGCUCGUCGCACUCUGAUUGCUGAGGCAUGGGUGCCCUCCAACGACCUGCCCCUCAUCCGGUCGACUCUACAAGAUGUCACCAACCGCGCUGGCCUGUCUGUGCCCUCGAUUAUCAACGAGAUCAAGACGAACAAGACGCCACCGACAUAUCUCAAGACGAACAAAUUCACCGAAGGCUUCCAGACCAUUGUCAACGCCUACGGUACGGCCACGUACCGGGAGGUCAACCCUGCGAUGCCGGUCAUCGUCACCUUCCCGUUCCUGUUCGCCGUCAUGUUUGGUGACUUUGGACACGCCAUCAUCAUGUUGUCGGCAGCCAUUGCGAUGAUCUACUGGGAGAAGUCUUUGAAAAAGGUCACUUUCGAGCUCUUCGCCAUGAUCUUCUACGGUCGUUACAUCGCCUUGGUCAUGGCUGUCUUCUCUGUUUUCACCGGUCUCAUUUACAAUGAUGUGUUCUCCAAGUCCAUGACUCUUUUCCCCAGCGCCUGGGAGUGGAAGAAGCCUGAUAACUGGGAGGAGGGAAUGAUGCUCACUGCUGAGCUGAACGAUCACGGCUACCGCUAUCCCUUUGGUAUGGACUUUGCGUGGCACGGCAGCGACAAUGAUCUCCUCUUCAGCAACUCGUACAAGAUGAAGAUGAGUAUCAUCCUCGGUUGGUCUCACAUGACCUACUCUCUGUGCUUUUCCUACAUCAACGCCAGACACUUCAAGAAGCCCAUCGACAUCUGGGGUAACUUUCUUCCCGGCAUGAUCUUCUUUCAGUCUAUCUUUGGAUACCUGGUCAUCUGCAUUCUAUACAAGUGGUCUGUUAACUGGGAAGAGGCUGGUGCUUCGCCCCCUGGCCUGCUGAACAUGCUCAUCUACAUGUUCUUGCAGCCUGGCACGCUCCCCAACGGUGAGCGUUUGUACAAGGGUCAGGAGGUUGUCCAGGUCUUCCUCCUGCUCCUCGCCUUCGCCCAGGUUCCUGUCUUGCUGUUCCUCAAGCCCUUCUACCUCCGGUGGGAGAACAACCGUGCACGCGCCAAGGGAUACCGAGGUAUUGGCGAAGUCUCCCGCGUUAGUGCCCUGGAUGGCGAAGACGAAGACCACAGCCGGCCCAACGGCCAUGGCCCCAGCUUCGACGACGAUGAGGGUGUUGCUAUGAUCUCACAGAACAUUGAAGAAGAUCACGAAGAGUUUGAGUUUAGCGAGGUCAUGAUUCACCAGGUCAUCCACACCAUUGAAUUCUGCCUGAACUGCGUGUCGCACACUGCAUCGUACCUCCGUCUGUGGGCCUUGUCGCUCGCCCAUCAGCAGCUCAGUGUUGUCUUAUGGAGCAUGACCAUGGAGUUGGCUCUCGUCAAGACCGGCGUUCUCGGUGUCAUCAUGAUUGUUGUUUGCUUCUAUGCCUGGUUCUUCCUUUCAAUCGCGAUUCUCGUAUGUAUGGAGGGCACCAGUGCCAUGUUGCAUUCCCUGCGUCUCGCUUGGGUAGAGUCCUUCUCCAAGUUUGCCGAAUUUGCAGGCUGGCCGUUCCAACCUUUCUCGUUCGACACCAUGCUAGAGGAGUCGGAGGAGUUGAAGGAAUAUCUGGGCUGA